Salvia hispanica is the source of this 922-nucleotide messenger RNA. RefSeq names its product Rubredoxin-like superfamily protein. Gene Ontology annotation, biological process: mitochondrial electron transport, cytochrome c to oxygen. The record is from RefSeq and is a predicted model, not a curated record. Gene Ontology annotation, cellular component: respiratory chain complex IV; mitochondrial envelope. NCBI's taxonomy places the organism in Eukaryota, Viridiplantae, Streptophyta, Magnoliopsida, Lamiales, Lamiaceae.
ACCCUACCCCUCUGUCCGCUGCCGCCGCCGCUCACUCGUCUCCCAACUUUUACCUUUCUACAACCAACAUUUGCUUUUCUAGAGAGAGAAACAAGCUGUCACCAAUCAAAGGGGGGUGAUCUUCCGAGGCCACAAUCGGAUCCGAAUCAUGUUCACACGCCUCGCUGUCCGCCUCCGCACUCUCGCCCCGCCCCGAUCCGCUUCCAAAACCGCCCAAUUCUCCCUCGGAUCUUCCAGACCAUCGGAGAAUGUCGUCCGUUCGGCCCCCGUUUUUUCUCGCCUCUUCUCUUCUGAAUCCGGGAAUGUGCCUAAAAAAGUAGAGGAUAUAGUGCCGAUUGCUACUGGUCAUGAGCGUGAAGAGCUUCAGGCCGAGAUUGAAGGAAGGGACAUUCUGGAAAUUAACCAUCCGUCUGGUCCAUUUGGAACAAAGGAAGAACCUGCUGUGAUCAAGUCUUAUUACGACAAAAGAAUUGUGGGAUGUCCUGGCGAUGAAGGCGAGGAUGAGCAUGACGUAGUUUGGUUUUGGCUGGAGAAGGGUAAGCCACAUGAAUGCCCAGUAUGCUCACAGUACUUUGUGCUUGAAGUGGUGGGCCCCGGUGGACCUCCCGAUGGACACGGGGAUGACGAAGAUGAUCAUCACCACUGAAAGUCGAUACGGUCAUAGAUUUUGCUGGUAAAAGAAAGACUUGUUCAGGCGAGAGAAUGAUGGAUCUUGUAAUAUUCUUCAGGACAAUAUUAUUGAUUUUGCUUGGUUUUCUAAAGGAUAUUUUAGUCUUGGUGUUGCUUUGGCAACAAUUGAAAUUGUUUCUCUUGGUUUUGGGGCUUUAAAGCAUGAUGGCUCAUUCCGCCACUCCAAAUAACACUCAAAAUAAUUUAUGCCAAAUAUAUCGUCUUCAAACGUGAAGAUAUGCAUUUAGAGCUA